Molecule: messenger RNA, 2541 nt
Organism: Tigriopus californicus
Lineage: Eukaryota; Metazoa; Arthropoda; Copepoda; Harpacticoida; Harpacticidae
Gene: Orc4
Product: origin recognition complex subunit 4-like
Exons: 3
Coding region: 103-1422 (439 amino acids)
Biological process (GO): DNA replication initiation; DNA replication
Cellular component (GO): nucleus; nuclear origin of replication recognition complex
Molecular function (GO): DNA replication origin binding
Source: RefSeq, a predicted model, not a curated record
UGUCUUUAGCAUCUGGUCACCCUUAUCCCGCCAAUAACAAUCGAAUCUUUGAACAUUAGCAAUCGUUUCGAUUCAGAAAACGUCCGAAGGGUUGAUCUCAGAAUGCCCUUUGAAUCACCCCGGAAACGGAUUCGUUUCUCUCAUGAGGAGUGGUUGACUCCUCAGAAAAUCGCCGAUCAACUGAUCCAAGAAUUGGAGGACAAGUCGUUUCUGGGAUUUCGAGAAGAGCGGAAUCAUCUCCAAGGUAAUUUGAUUCUACGAACUCUAAAUGGUGGGGAGUCCAAUUCGGUAUUGAUCAUGGGGGGCGUGGGGGUGGGCAAGACCGCUUUUUUGAACCAGGUUCUGGCUGAUGUGACUAAAGAGAGAGCCAAGACCAAAGUUGUCGAGGACAACGUGUUGGUAGUUCGACUCAGUGGUUGGCUUCAAGUGGAUGAUCGGUUGGCCUUGAAAGAGAUCACCCGCCAGCUUCACCUGGACAACGUGGUGGGCGAUAAAGUAUUUGGGUCCUUUGCUGACCAUUUGGAAUUUUUGCUGGCAAGUCUCAAAGCGGGUGAUCAAAAGUCUUCAAAGCCGGUAGUGUUUGUCUUGGAUCAGUUUGAUCUCUUUUGCGAGCACCAUAACCAAACGCUACUGUAUAACCUCUUCGACACGGCACAAUCUCGAGCUGUGCCCAUGAUUAUCAUUGGACUCACGCCCAGGAUCGAUGUUGUGGAGAUGAUGGAAAAGCGGGUCAAAUCCAGGUUUUGCCAUCGAUCCAUUCAUCUGAACAAUCCGACGUCUUUCAACGGAUAUUUGGAAUAUUUCCAGCACUUCCUCUCACCUCAAAUAGGCAAUCCUGACAAAUCCUGGAAAAGACACCUAAAGGACAAAUUCCUGGAUACAAAUUCCCCGGGGAAAAAAGUCUUGAAUCAACUCUAUGACAUGGAUUCAUCCAUCAGUCACCUCAAGUAUAUCCUACACGAGGCCCUGUUCCAGUUUUUAUCUGACCCAAAUGGGUCUUCUUUUGAACCUGAGCAUCUGGAAGUAGCGGCAAAGCUCUGGCGUCCCAAUUUUGAUGAAGAACUAUUACUCGGUCUGACUGUCCUUGAUCUAGCCCUCGCUGUUGCCGUCAAAAACACUGCUUUCAACAAAGUGGAUCGACAUGUCAAUUUCGAGAUGGUCUUUCACGAAUUCAAGACGUUUGUAAACCGAAAGUGUUCCAUGCUGAACUUCGACCGCUCCAUUAUUAUGAAGAGUUGGGAGAAUCUCAUUCAUCUCGAGAUUCUCCGACCUUUGGACCGCGGAGCGAAAGUCCAAAACGAGUACAAAGACUACAUCAUGGACAUCAUGGAUCUGGAUCUGACAAAAGUGGUGGACAAGGUGCCGGGCAUUCCAUUAGACCUUCGCGACUGGGCGAAGACUGGGUUCAGAGAAUCUGCUUAGUUUGUCUAUAUUCGCCUUCAAUAAGUUAAUAUUAAGCCGCUGGUGGGGCCAAUACCCCUGGAUCGGGAACAGUGGAAGUCAUGCGCUCGAAGGCGUCGGCAAAAUCCUUAACCCAAACGGCCUCAUCGUUGGCGUAUUCUUGAACGAUACUCUUGGUUGGAGCGUCUGGACAAUCCUCAAAGCUGCAAGUGCUGUGACCACCCCUGAAAGUGUGAAAAACUCAGGUAAUUCUUCAAUCUUUGAAUCUGUGACAAGCUUCUACUUACUCGUCCUCAAUGUCUAAGAGUUUGACAAGAUCGAUAUCUGCAUCCAACAUGUUCGCAAUCUACAAAGUAUAACUUGAAUAUCAGCACAAUUUCUAAAAAAAUCAGGUCCUUAUUAUUCCUCACCUCCUCGCCAUUCGUGCGGCCUGUCCAUUGCCAUCUUUGGUCAGGGGAUCGACCUUCAUUUGCGUCUCGGUGAGUCCACGUAAUACUGUCGUCCAAGAGAAACUUGUAAUAUCGAUUGUCGAAUUUGAACUUGUUAUCGCUCUGAAAUUUGAGCAAAUUCAUUUAUCUCGGCAAUUCGUGUUAAAAUGAUGGACUCCUUUCUCUCAUACUUGAGCCUUCCAACUUCCAUCGAAUCCCGAUCCGGCUCUGGUCAUCUCACCAAGGGUGUGAGCGCCCAAAAUGGCCACAGUUUGUCGCGUAUUCAAAUCGAAAAUCCUCUUCAUAGUUGCCAUGACUUCGGCAUGGUUCAUGAAGCCCUGGGGAAACUCGUGAUUAUCCUCAGUAUCUGGAGAGCUGACACAAUCCUCACGACCCAUGAGGAAGCGAAGCGGGGGCUACGAAAACCGAUUUCCGAUUACUUUCCCCUACGGAUUAACAAGAUUGAUGCCUUAUGGCUUACCUUGGGCAUGGUGAUGCAAUCCGGGUCGAGACCUUCAUCGCAACUGAUAUUGUUGUAGUCGACUGUUGUGUCCACCGCCACAAUCCCGGCGAGGUUGAAGAAGUCUGCUCUGCUCAUUGUUUUCCCAUUCAACGGCAGCACGUUCUUAUAGAAGUCAUUGAUUUCAACGUAAAUAUCCUCCAAACCGCCAUUAGCCGGAUUUCCGAAAUUUAAGCAUCCGUCGCAGUACCC